UGGCCGCGCCGCGCGUCGUUCGUACGUACGCGGUCGUUAAAAAUCCCGUUAAAACUUAUGUCUAUAAAGUUUGGUGUCGUGUUAUUUUCGUCUAAUCAAAUACCUGAAUCUUCCAAAGCCGAAGCGGAAUUAAAACUAACUGGUGCACUUGAGAAUGAGAUAGAGAAAUAUCUUGAAAUAUCUAUUGGAUAAUUUGAAAAAAUGUCUUCAGCGGCUGAAAACGGAAUUGUCGCAGACGAUACAAGAGGUACGACAUACUACUUCAACAAUGCCCGAUCAAGCGCAACAAUAUGGCAAAGACUGAGCUUAUUUUUCUCCAUCUACUGGAAAUCUAUCAUAGUGGUGCUGACACCAAUAGUUCUACUUCCAAUACCUAUUGUAAACUCAUCUGCCCCAAAUGCUAGUGCCUACAAAUGUAUGUAUGUUGUACUUAUAAUGGCUACCUACUGGGUAUUGGAACUACUCCCUCUACCUGUAACGUCCAUGCUACCUAUAGUCCUGUUCCCAACCCUGGGCAUCCUGGACUCCGACACAACAUGUGCUGCAUAUAUGAAAGAAACCAACAUGAUGUUCAUGGGUGGACUUAUGAUAGCGGCUGGCGUGCAGCAUUCAAAGCUGCCCAAACGUGUAGCUUUGUGGACCGUGCAAGUUGUUGGAUGCUCGCAUAGACGGUUAAAUCUUGGCCUCACAUUCGUGACGAUGUUUAUAUCGAUGUGGGUGUCGAACGCGGCCGCCACCACGAUGAUGGUGCCGAUUGUGGAUGCCAUUCUGGAAGUGUUUGAACAGCAAGGACUUGGCGACGUUUACGUUAACAAGAAACGGGCUCUCCCUGAAAAUGGCAAAGACGUUAAAGCUCAGGAUAAAAAUGUAGAAGAAGAAGCGCCGAUGCCAAGUGACAUAACGACCUGCUACUAUUUGAGUAUAGCUUAUGCGUCCACCCUGGGAGGUUGCGGUACUCUGGUCGGUACUGCUACCAAUUCUGCGUUCAAGGGCAUCUUCGAUUCGGAAUUCCCCGAAGUGUCUGGUUCUGUGGAUUUCUUCUGGUUUAUGGCGUACAGUACACCUCCCAUGCUGCUCAUGCAAAUCCUGGUGUGGGUGUCUCUACAGGUCACUUACAUGGGUCUCUUUAGACCCAACAGCGAAGCGGCAAAGCGUGUGAACAAGGCUUCCUCUGGUUCCUAUAACACAAUGAAGAUCAUCAAGGAGCAGUACAAGGGACUUGGACCAGUUACUUUCCAUGAAAAGGCUUCCGGGCUGCUUUUCAUCUUGGCCGUAUUCCUGUACAUCUUCAGGAAGCCCGGGUUCAUGAACGGGUGGGCUGAUGUCAUCACUACCAUGAAAGUAAAGGAUGGCGUGGUGUCCAUUUUCAUCGUAAUCCUUAUGUUCAUUCUCCCGAUGUCCAUGGACUUUGUCAAGUUCUUCUGGUCGUCCGCCUCAUAUGAAGAACUGGCCAAUUCGAAGCCGUCUGCUAGCGUAGUCACGUGGAAUAUUCUGAAGGAGAAAAUCCCAUGGGGUCUGAUGUUCCUACUGGGCGGUGGCUUCGCACUGGCGGAAGGUAGCAAGGCGACAAAGCUCUCCUCGAUGAUCGGCUCGUCGCUCAACGGGCUCAACGGGCUGCCGCCGUCUCUGGUGCUGCUGGUGGUGGUGCUGGUGACGCAGUUCAUCACGGAGUUCACCUCCAACGUCGCCAUCGCAAACCUCAUCCUGCCCGUGCUGGCCAAUAUGGCUCGCGCCCUCCAUAUGGAUCCCCGCUACCUGAUGAUCCCGGCAGCCCUGGCCUGCUCAAUGGCAUUCCACAUGCCCGUCGGAACUCCGCCCAACGCGAUCGUCGCUGGUGUCGCCCACAUACCCACAUCCAAAAUGGCGAUCGGGGGGAUCGGCCCAAAAAUAAUAACCACCCUUAUCGUAUGGGGCGCGUACCCCACGUGGGGUUCUCUCAUCUUUAAGCCGGAAGACAUUGCGGCCUUGGACAACUCCGGCUCAACGUCCAAUCACAACAAAAUGAUCCUAAACUGCGACGUGCAACCGAACAACCUGGACUCCAAGACGCCGUUUGCCUGCAUUUCGCCCGUAACGAAAAUCGCCAAUCAGACCCUAGCUUUGCAAGUCAGUAAAGGGUCGUUCACUUGUAAUUAUUUCCCUAAGAGCUAGAUGAUUUUUUAUAGGGUAUUUGAUUGUUCCUCAAGUCACUUAUGAACUGUAAACUCGAAAUAUGCAACGUGUAAAUGAAAACCGAAAUAUUACGUCUCUGAGGCUUAUUUGUGGAACCGAAACUUUAAUAGUUUUUUAGCCAUGGAAAGCCACUGCCAUAGUUAAAAUAAAGUGUCACUUAUUUAAUCUAUUAUAAAGGUACGCGUUCCGUAGCGUUGGUACUAUGCGCGUGUUGGUCUUUCAUUUUCAAAAGAGUUCUCAUUAGUGAACACUUCAAAUGUUUUGAACUAGUUCGUAUGGAAAAAUUAAUAUACUUCUUUUGAUUUAAAUUUUUUAAAUAUACUUAUGCAACCUUCAACAAUAUUUCUUUAUUCGGUUACACGUUGUAUAGAGUUACAAAAAUAAUCGUUGAUAUAAAAAACUCUUGAUUUAAAUCUAUUCCAAAGUGUAUGAGCGUCAUUUCUGUUGAUAUUAUUAUAGUAAGAUGUAGAUGUGCGUAUGUUACAAGAAUACAGCUCAAACAUAUGUAUUGGGUGUUUUAUAAAACACCCCAUAGACUUAGUACCGAGUAUAAGGUACUAAGUCUGCCAUGCACAAAACAUAAAAUUAUUCAUAAAAUAUUAAUUAAUAAAUGAAUAAAUAUUUUCAUGUUUUCGAAUAAUGCUUACUUAGUACACCCAUUUAAAACUGAUUUUCCAACUGUUUGCAAAACUUAUGAUACUUGCGUAUACUCAUGAAUGUACAAGAAAAUCACGACACUUUAUUUUACGAUAUUUAUUAAGUUAUUUUAUAUCAACGAAUUUUAUAUUUUUUUUAAGUGUGCGAAAAGAUUGUCAAAUACGCUAGUUAAAUUUUGAAUAGAGAAUGAAUGGAAUGACUGGAAGCGAUGCCAUCGCUUGGUGGGUCCAAUACAAAGUGUUGCCAAUACACAAAAAAAAAGUAUUUACUGUAUUACCAUAGUGCUAAAGAUUUUCUUUUGUUUUGGUAGAAUUUUAAUAGUAAAUAUAUUUACCUGACUUCCAGAUUAACGGGAGGGGAUCUAAAUCAAUAAUUUAUCAUAGACAUAUAUAUAAUCUGUUUUAAAAGUUUGUUUCAUAGAGAAGAAUAGUUAUAUAUGUAUUUGAUAUAAACACCAAAAGUAUUUUACCUUUACCACAGAAAGUCCAAUGUUGGAUAUAAACCUUUUGUAAGAACUUCCUAAACAUGGAACGGUUCUGGAGCUAUUGCGCCCAGAGACUCCAAGGAAUGCGUUUUAUGUAAAACAUGUUUUAGAGCCAAAACGUAACAUUUCAAAAAGUUUAUUUAGAUGUAGUUUUUUAAAAACCAAACAAUGGAAAUAUCUCAGCACUUUAGCAUUUGCUGUGUUCAAAUGAAACAAAAAAAAGCAUUUACAAUAUUUUUGUAGUACUUUUUAUAUCAACGCACUAAAAAAACCCAGUUCUUGCUGGUGUACUUGUGACACAUUAUACCAACAUUACCAAAAUAUAUACAUUUAUAUAUCCGGAGUGACCUUAUGAUGCGGGUGCGGAUUUUUAGAUUUUAGAUAAUAUUAAUGUUUAGUGUAUUUAAAAUAAUAUUGGCCAUGCUUAUUUUGGUGGUCUUUAGAGUGGCUUGGAUUUAUCUGCGUAUGCUUUUUUUUAUAAAAUUAUCUAAAAUCAAUAAAUAUGGACGAAUUUGAACGUUAAUACAAAGAAAUAAGGUUCAAUUCUAUUAAAGGAGUGUGAAAUCUAUGGUAUUGCCCGAAUAUUUGAAAAAAAAAUAUUGAACACUAUCCAAACUUUAAUUUUUAAAUGUUAAGGGCAUUUGCAUUCGUAAAUGCACACUAAGUUAGUGGAUAUAUUGCAUCCAAUGACUUAUGCCCGUUUUACUAUAAUUAAUCUAUCCGUAAUCUAAAUGUAUUGCCACGCAACGCUGUUAUUGUAAUAAAAUAUCCAUACAAUUUUUAACAAAUUAGAACUUUGCUAAGCAACUUAUAUAAACAGAUUAUAGACAGAUGGUGUAUAGAAAACGGACGUUAAACAACGUCUGACUGGCAGAUCAGCAGAAUCAAAAUUUAAAGUGAUGGAUACAAGUUCAUUUUCAGAAAAAAAUGCCGUUUUUGGAAGCGAUAAAAAUAUAGCCGGCACUUUCUGUACAGUUCUGUUAAUACACAAAGUUGCAUUUUCAUAAUAAUUAUUUUUCAAGCUUAUAUACUAUUAAAAGUUGGUUAACAAAAGCUUUGUACUAAUUCUAAACACGUUAGUAAACUAUAUCAUUCCUAUGUUUGUUUGUAUUUACAUACUUAAUGCGUUAUUUGAAUACUUGUAAUAUUGAGUUGAAAUAUUCACAUACAUCACCAGUGCCAAUGAUUGGAAAGGUCGAAAAGUAGCUUCAGCCAAAUUAAAAAAAAGCGGAAACAAAAAAUCGUAUAUAAUAUCAUAUUUAUUAUCUGUAUAUUUAUAGUAUCUGUUAUUUUUUAAAAGCUACUCAUAACUAAAGUGUACCAAAAUAAAUGUCGCCAUAGAGUAAAUUAUUUUUUAAUAAUGUAUUUUAUAUUAUAAAAUUAAGUAUGUUCCUAGUUCCCAUUAUAUAAUGCAGUUGGGUUAUAAAAUAUCAACAACCUCUUAAUGAAAUCAAUCAUUGGUAUAUUUCGAACUGUUUUUGCAUAGGAAAAAAAAUUACGGCCUACUAAAUUUUCAGAGGAUUUUAUGUAUUCGGGAUUUAGAGUACCAAAUAUUCAGACAAUACAAAAUUAUAAAACUUAAUAUAGGAUAUUUUUGCCUAUAUGAAACCAUCAAAAAGUUGUUUGUCAAAAAUUACUAGUAAACUGCGAGUUUGAUAACUAUAACUAACUUACAGAUAAGAGCUUGUCAGUAUUUUUAAAUUACUCUGUAUAUUUAAUGUUACGAUAUUUAGCAGAUCUGACGUGUUUUAUAAAUCAGAAUUAAUAUUUUACAAUGUGAUAAUUAUAAUAUUACUAUAAUAUGUAAUUUGGAGGCGUUGUCAGUAAUUGACAAAUUGGUAUGUGGUUAAAAUUUUAUAGUAAUUUUUCAUAUAUAUCAGAAACUACGGCUAACACAAAUAUACAAAAAAAAAAAUGUAAAAAAGUCACAUUUUUGUGGCCUAGACGUAAGUCAACACAGGAAAAAGUUAUAAAGUACUGUUAUUGUUUCACAUCCAUUCUACUAAUUUCGCAAUAACGUUUUGGAGGUAUAUCUUCAGAUAACUCAGAAGUAUUUAAGUAGGUGCCUCGAAAAAGCAUUUUUAUUUUACCACCUGGGUGCCACGAUCACGCGCCAUCUGAAAAAAAUACUUAAGCUUCCAAUUUUUUAUUGCCAUCAUAAAAAACAUUAAAGAUGGUAGAAAAUUUUGGCGAUGGUAGAAAAUUUUGGCGAUAGUAGAAAAUUUUGGCGAUAGUAGAAAAUUAAUAUUUUAUGCUAUGGGAAAGCGGCGAAUUUAAGCAAUUAGAUAACUUGCUUUAACGGUUAAGGAAAACAUCGCGAGGAAACCUGCAUGGGUUCUGCAUAAUGUUCCCAAAGGCGUGUAAAGAAGAUUUUGAUAUGGUAAAGAAUGAAAUAUCUCGCUAUCUAUCUCGUACGUCAUUCAAAGUAAGGCGUGAAGUUAACGUAAAUCGUUAGCAUUCCUUUUCAGUCAACAAAAUUUAGUUUUCGAGCGGUUAUAUGAAAAUUGAUAUUUUUCACUAAAACUCCGGUCUUUAAAUUUAAUAAAGUUUUACCUGCUACAAUAUAAACUGUAAAUUAGAUACACCAGAAAAUACAAGAUUCGUUAUUUUUAAUAAAAGGACCGUUUUUAAACUUAAUAAAUUAUUUAUAUGUUAGAUUAAUUGGCGCAUUAUUUUUAUAUAAAAUAAAUUAAACUACGUAUUUUUGUGUGUUGUGGUAUUGGAAUAAGUAUGAUAAACAUUGUGCAUUUUAUUUUUAAUUCUAUACAAAAAUAGAUAGUAUAAUUCGACAAUGUUAUAUUUUUACUAUUUUACAAAUGAAGGCUUGUAAUUAAUACUAUAAAUUUUAAAAAGGGCUAGACGAAUAGGGAGGCUAAUUAGCCAAGUUGUCGUACCGCUUUAUCUACCACUUUUUGUAUAAAAUUGCUUACAAGUUGUCAUUUUAAUUCUCGUAUAUUUAAUCCCAGCAAAUUUACCUACCAUUUACAUUUAUGUAGCAAAUAAGUAUUUUUUAUCGUACUUUUAUAAUAUUUAUACAAGAUUAUUGUAAUUCUCAUUGAAAUAACUGAAUGAUGUUUUGAAAAAAAUAAACUAAAACAAUGCAUUUUUGUGUCUAUAAAUAAGAUAUUUAGACCUUCGAUGCGUCUGAAAGUUGUACUCAUCAUCGUCAUCAUAUCAAGAUAGACGUCCACUGCUGGACGUAGGUCUUUUGUAGGGAGUUCCAAAAUCCACGGUUCUGUGCCGUUUGGAUCCAGCGGCUACCUGCGGGCGCUUGAUGUCGUC
Pararge aegeria (speckled wood butterfly) is the source of this 6595-nucleotide messenger RNA. RefSeq names its product protein I'm not dead yet (gene Indy). Lineage: Eukaryota; Metazoa; Arthropoda; Insecta; Lepidoptera; Nymphalidae. Gene Ontology annotation, biological process: citrate transport; monoatomic anion transmembrane transport. The coding region runs from base 202 to 2151 and encodes 649 amino acids. Gene Ontology annotation, molecular function: succinate transmembrane transporter activity; citrate transmembrane transporter activity. Gene Ontology annotation, cellular component: membrane. The record is from RefSeq and is a predicted model, not a curated record. The transcript has 15 exons.